Odocoileus virginianus texanus is the source of this 821-nucleotide messenger RNA. NCBI's taxonomy places the organism in Eukaryota, Metazoa, Chordata, Mammalia, Artiodactyla, Cervidae. The record is from RefSeq and is a predicted model, not a curated record.
AUGAGGAAGCUCAGCUUGGGGCAGCCCGCUCUGCCUUCCUUCCUUCCUUCCUGCCGCAUCACGGCAAGACUGUACCCAGGCCCGCCUGCCCUGCUCGACAGCAAGGCCUUGGGCUCCGGGGGAGGGGGACAGGCGAGCCACCCUGGGGCUAAAGGUUGCUCUGGAGCUCUCCGGGAUUCAGCCCCUCUGAGUCACGCUCUCCCGGAACCCCGGCAUCCCCGGGCUCAGAUUCUAGACUGUAAUGCCUGCGGGCAGCCCCGAAGUGAAGGAGCGCAGCUGGGCGCCCGGCAGUCCGGGAGGACUGUCACAGGUCACAGAACUCGGCCCAGCUCAAAGUCCGCAGCCCCUGCACACCUCCGGGAACCCUCGCUCGGGGUUGUUCUGCAGGGAUGGGCUCCAGGCAGCUUCCUUUGUAAGGUGGCCCCCACCCCCAGCCCGCGGGUCGAGCUGCUGGGGGAGGGAGCAAACACCCGCCCCAAGGUACUGGACCACCGGCGCCCCUUUGCCCAGGAAUUUAGGAUUGGGAUGGAGAAAAAGAAAACAGUGUUUAUGAAGAGCCAGAAAGCGGUCUGUUCAGUAACUCUUCUUGCCUGUUCACUCGAUGCCAGCCCCUGUGUGCCAGCUGUUGUACCAUACUACAGUGCUUUUCAAGACUGGAACUGAAACAUCGGCUCUUCCUUGGUCUUGAGACUGCUGUCACUUGGCCUGGACUACAUUAUCAGCUCUGUGGGUCUCCAGCUUGUCGACCCAAGACCUUGGGACUUGUCAGGCUCCCCAAUAGCAUGAGCUGAUUCCUUAAUAAAUCCUUUUCUCUGUAUAUA